AUGAAACUCGGCUCAGUUCUGCUUCUGCUGCUCCUUCUGGGGAUGUGCUCGGCCUACACCUAUCAAAAUGUGGCCUUGCGUGGAAAAGCCACCCAGUCAGAUCGUCUUGGGAACCUGUACGGAGCUGCCUCUAACGCUAUUGAUGGAAACCGUGAAUCCAACUAUGAUGCUGGAUCGUGCACCCACACUGUAUCACAGGCCAACCCCUGGUGGAGAGUGGACCUGCUGGAAACCUACAUCGUCACCUCCGUCGUCAUCACCAACAGAGGAGACUGCUGUCCAGAACGGCUCAACGGAGCUGAGAUCCACAUCGGCAACUCUCUUCAAGAUAAUGGUGCCGCAAACCCAGUGGCUGCUGUAAUUUCACACAUCCCAGCAGGCAGGUCUUUAAAAAUUACCCUUACCAGACGUGUGGAGGGACGUUACGUCACUGUGGUUCUACCUGGUUUAGGAAGGGUCCUCACGCUCUGUGAAGUGGAAGUCUAUGGGUACCGGGCCCCAACUGGAGAGAACCUGGCCCUCCAAGGAAAAGCGUCACAGUCGUCAGUGAUUCCUAAAGGCAAUGCAAACAAUGCCGUAGACGGGAAUCGUGCCAGCUACUGGAGCGAGGGUUCUUGCAGUCACACAGACAUCACCAUGACCCCCUGGUGGCGACUGGACCUCGGCAAAACACACAAAGUUUUUUCUGUAAACGUAACCAACUACAAAGAUGAGCCAUUUAGACUUAAUGGAGCUGAGAUCCGAAUUGGAGAUUCUCUUGAAAACAAUGGCAACAACAAUCCCAGGUGUGCUGUGAUCUCAAGCAUCACUGGAGGUUUCACUGAAACCUUCGAGUGCGACGGGAUGGACGGUCGAUACGUUAACAUCGUCGUUCCUGGAAGAAGCGAGUACCUGGUCCUGUGUGAGGUGGAGGUGCACGGCUCCAGACUGGAUUAGGUCUGAGGAGCAUCAAAUUUAUAACAACGACAGUUUAAGAUUCACUUCAACACUGAUGGAGGGAAAAAAUUAUGAAUACUGACUAACAGGUUGAUGGUUUU
Molecule: messenger RNA, 1037 nt
Organism: Centropristis striata (black sea bass)
Lineage: Eukaryota; Metazoa; Chordata; Actinopteri; Perciformes; Serranidae
Product: fucolectin-4-like
Exons: 5
Coding region: 1-936 (311 amino acids)
Source: RefSeq, a predicted model, not a curated record